CACUUCCGGUUACGUAUUGCGCAGUGGGCGGGGUUUGCUAAGCGGUAUACGGCGCGCGUAAAAUGAAACGGUUUGUUGUGGUUGUUUUUAGCACCUUAGCAACGGAGCUAGCAUAGCUUAGCUUAGCAUAGCAUAGCUUAAUUUAGUAUAACUUUAACUGUAAUUGGAGAAAAUCAGUCCGUAUCAUUUUUUAAUCGUUAUUUUAUAUUUUUACUUCUUAAAUAAAUGAGUUUGGAGAAGUUUAUCAGUUUGGAUAAUAGUAGCUAAGAGAUUAGCCGGUUUGCUAACCGUGGCUAGCUCAGGUGACAGUAAUGAGCAGGUAGUGUGACGUCAUUAACGUUAGCAGCGACGGGGUCAUACAGCUCUCUCUUCCUGCUUUACUUUCAUUUUAUUUAUUUUAUUUACUCAUUUAUUUAUUUAUAACUUUAAAGAGCUUUCUGUGAAAAUGAGCUGCGCGCUGGAGGAUCCCACACUGGAGAGGAACUUUAAAGGCCACAGAGACACAAUAACCAGCGUGGACUUUAACAACAACAUGAAACAAAUAGCUACAGGCUCGUUGGACUCGUGUGUGAUGGUCUGGAACGUGAAGCCUCAGUCGAGGGCGUAUCGGUUUGUUGGACAUAAAGACAGCGUGAUGAGCGUCCACUUCUCUCCCUCAGGACAGCUCCUCGCCUCCGCAUCCCGCGACCGGACCGUACGCCUCUGGCUGCCCACUGUGAGAGGUGAGUCGAGUGUGUUUAAAGCUCACACAGGGACGGUGCGCAGCGUGAACUUCUGCAGCGAUGGACAGACGCUAGUCACUGCAUCAGACGAUAAAACGGUGAAGGUCUGGACCGUCCAUCGGCAGAAAUUCCUCUUCUCCUUCAACCGACACAUCAACUGGGUUCGCUGUGCAAAAUUUUCUCCAGACGGGAGAUUAAUCGUCUCCGCGAGCGACGACAAAACGGUGAAGAUCUGGGACAAGAACAGCCGAGAGUGUGUUCACUCCUUCUGCGAGCACAGCGGGUACGUGAAUUACGCUGAUUUCCACCCCAGCGGGACGUGCAUCGCUGCUGCCAGUACAGACAACACGGUUAAAGUGUGGGACAUUCGCACUCAUAAACUCCUGCAGCAUUACCAAGUCCACAAUGGAGUGGUGAACUGUCUGUCCUUCCACCCGGCCGGUAAUCACCUGAUCACCGCCUCCACCGACUCCACACUGAAAAUCCUCGACCUGCUGGAGGGCCGACUGUUAUACACACUGCACGGACACCAGGGGCCGGCGUCCUGCGUAGCGUUUUCCAGAACUGGAGAUCACUUCGCCUCUGGAGGCUCAGAUGAACAGGUGAUGGUUUGGAAGACGAAUUUCGACGCUGCGGGUGACGGCGACGUGCUGAAGAAGCAGAAGAUGACUAACGCUCCUGUACAGGCUCCGGAGGUCUCAGACGUGUCUCAGCGCCGCUCCAGUCUGAGCGCUCACUCGUCUCACACACCAGACGCUCGCCAUGUCUCCGCCCACACUGAGCCGGACCAAUCAGAUCACUCUGAUCAGUCCGUGUCGGACACGCCCCUCUCUCCUGCACUCACCACAACACUGCAGCACAUAGUGGGUCAGCUCGAUGUCCUCACACAGACGGUGGCCAUAUUGGAACAGAGACUGACUCUGACGGAGGACAAACUGAAGGAAUGUGUGGAGAACCAGCGCAAAAUCAAUCUGCAGCUCCAAACCAGACAUCAGUCUGAUCUCUAACAGCUCAGUUACACCAUUUUCCUCCUUCUCACCUUCUCUCAACCUGCUACUAUUUUUUUAUACAGUAAAAAAAAACAUUCUUAAAAACAUAAUGUUCUUCAGAUGAUUAGCCGCUAGCAGUGAGAUGUUUACGUGUUUAUGGUGGCAGCAGUGACUUUUAUACCAGUUCUGUUUUAUCACAACACACACAUAUAUAUAUGUAUAUAUAUAUACACACACACACACACAUAUAUACAAUAUUAAAUGUUAUAUACGUAUUAUGCAUUAAUUAAUUGGAAUAUUGAUAUAAUAUCAGUGUGUAUAGUGGUGUAUUUAUAUAUAUACAGUAAAACACAGUGAGUGAAGUUCAUCAGCACUAAACACUUCCCCUUUAAAUCCCCAGCAUCUUUAAAGGGAUAUUUUCCUUUUUUUUUUUCUUCUUCCGGGAGCGAAACUGGAAGAGGGAAGUGAGUGAAAAUGGAAAAAGACACGAGUGAAGCCUCAGUUCCCAGAAACGUAACACACACAAAACCCCAAAAACCCUCACCGAGAGAGAGAGAGAGAGAGAGAGAGAGAGAGAGAGAGAGAGAGACAGAGAGAGAGAGACAGAGAGUGAGAAGGAGAGAGAGAGGAAGGAAGGAAGGAAGGAAGGAAGGAAGGAAGGGGAGAGAGAGUCACAGAGAGACAGAGAGAGAGAGGGAGAAAAACCUGAGAAACGAGAAUAAAAUGGAGAGAAACGGCACAAAAAACACAAAAACACAAACACACUCUCACACACUCACACACGCACUCACACACGCACUCACACACGCACUCACACACGCACUCACACACACACUCACACACACACAUGCACUCUCAUAUUCUCUCUCUCUCACACACACACUCACACACACAGACACACACACGCACGCACAUACUCUCUCUCACACACACACUCUCACACUCACACACUCUCACACACGCACACACACAGACACACACACGCACACACAAGCACACACACAGACACUCUCACACACACACAGACACACACACUCACAGAGAUUAAUCAGUGGUUUGUCUCUUUUCCACGUGCAGAAGAAAGUGAAGCUGUUAAAUCUUCGACUCGUCUAUAAAGUAAAUAACGAACAGAUUCGACUCUGAGUCACAGACAGCGAACUGGAGCGAGAGUCUGAAUUUAACGACACGACGCUGAGCAGAAACAAAGACACAGAACAAAUUCAGGAGGGAAAAAUGAAAAAUGUAUCCAGAUGUUAUCGCUAUAAGAGGCCAGAGAGAGGAGGAAAAAAAACCCUGUCUGAGUUGUUCUUCUCCUCUCGGCCUCGUGGGCCACAUGUGCAGCUCGCAGUCGCUCUGCUUUAUUAAACUACAACAUGAAAACAGAUUAAAUGCGAGAUGUUUCUUCAUUUAUCAGCGGCUUUGCCUCAGCACUGAACCCUGAAGUGUGUCUGAUCCUCUGUACGAUGAUGAAAUUAAUAACUUUUUAAUAACUUUGUUUAUUUGUUGCCGUCUCGCUAACAGUGAACGUUAUCAGAACAUUUAUUAAACUAUUUAACGCAUUUUUAAGAAGUUUCAGCUGUUAUGUUACGAAAAUAACAUAUGUGCAAUGUUCUAAAAACGUCUGCUGUAAUCGGUGUUAGCUUCACAACGUUAUUAGAACGUUACAAACAUUUGACUACCUUCAGAAAUACACACACUAACACUCGGAAAACGUUUGUAAUUGUUCCUAAUAAUAUUCUUACAACUAAAACUGUUGCAGUAACGUUGUAGGAACGUUUAAAAACCUGAUUAGAGAUACUGUAAUGUUGCUAACGUUAAACUGGUACCGCAGAAACUUUGUUGUUAAAUUGGCUAACACUUAGGGUUUUGUAAUUAACAUAAUUAACAGUAGAAUAAUUAGCCCAAUGCUAAACAGCUUGCUAACGUGUGUACUGGUUGUUAAAAUAUUGUUCUGUAAAAAAUUAGCUCAACAUUAGCUACAUUCUCAGCUACCUUGCUAGCUAACAGUUUACUAAUGACGAAACCAGCUGCAGGAAAAUUGUCAUGAGUUAUCAUUAAUGCAGUUUAUAUACAUUUCCUGAAAUAAGAGAGUUUCCAGACUUACUUAAAUUUUAAUUUAAAAACACACAAACAGCACAGAGUUCACACACAAAACUGUAAAACAGAUAAAAAUAUAAAAGUUGUGAUAAAACACACACAGUUCUGUGCAAAAGUCUUAGGCACGUGCAAAGAAAUGCUGUAGAGUAAAGACGCCUUCAAAAAUAAUUAAACUAAAUGUUUCUACAUUAAAAAAACACUAUAAAGAGCAGUAAACAGUAAUAAAUGAAACAAAGUCAGUAUUUAGUGUGACGAUCCUUCACUUUAAAUAAAUAAACAGUAUCUGAGGUGCAGUGUGUGCAGUUUUAUAAGGAAAUGAGCUGGAAGUGUUACUGAGCAUCUUGCAGAAGCAGCCACAGUUCUUCUGGAGACUUUGACUGUCGACUCGCUUCUUAUUUCUGCAGCGAAACCCAGCAGCCUUCAUUAUGUUUUUAUCUGAAAAGUGUCUCUUAUGGAAUCUGCUGCUUUCUUUACUGACAUACAAACAUUUUUCUGGAACGUUUCAUUUUGUGCUGGAAAACUAAUGUUUGGAAUCUAAAAUGUUUUUGUACUGAAUCAAUAAUGUAGAAGCCAGAAAAUAAA
This is a messenger RNA of Pangasianodon hypophthalmus (striped catfish), 4390 nucleotides long. RefSeq names its product POC1 centriolar protein A (gene poc1a). The record is from RefSeq and is a predicted model, not a curated record. The transcript is spliced from 11 exons. Gene Ontology annotation, cellular component: centriole; ciliary basal body. Gene Ontology annotation, molecular function: protein binding. Gene Ontology annotation, biological process: cilium assembly. Bases 446 to 1729 code for a protein of 427 amino acids. NCBI's taxonomy places the organism in Eukaryota, Metazoa, Chordata, Actinopteri, Siluriformes, Pangasiidae.